GGUUAUUUUGAAGAUGGCUGCUCCCCAGGAUGACAUGUUUUCCCUGUGCGUGGACCCCGUCAAAGUUAGCAAUUGUGUGGAAGUCAGAAUCAUCGACAAGAUCAAGGGCAAAGGCUUAUUUGCAAAGAAAAACAUCAAAAAGGGAGAUACCAUCUUCAUUGAGAGGCCUCUGGUUUGCUCCCAGUUCCUGUGGAAUACUUUGUACAAAUACAAAGCGUGUGAGUACUGCUUGCGGUCCCUGGAGACAGCUGAGGAGAAUGCACGCAGACUCACUGGUAUUCCUGGGCUCAACCUGCCCCACCCUGAGCUGUGCCAAGUACGGCCGGAGGCCCACCAAGCCUGCACUCAAUGCCAGGUGAUAUACUGUAGUGCAGAGUGCCGUCAGACUGCAGCAGAUCAGUACCACCAGGCUUUGUGUCUGGGCCCCUCUCACGAGGCCCCCGACCACCCCAUCAACAAACUACAGGACGCAUGGAGGAGUAUGCACUACCCUCCAGAGACCUCCAGCAUUAUGCUCAUGGCCAAGAUGGUCGCCACCGUCAAGCAGGCCCAAGACAAAGGGCGCUGGCAACAGCUGUUCUCUCAAUUCUGCAGCCGUGCAGCCAACGAAGAAGAAGAGAUUGCCCACAAGCUGCUGGGAGAUAAAUUCAAAGGACAGUUGGCCUUGUUACAAAAACUGUUUACAGCAGCUCUUUAUGACGCUCAUCUCAAUCGGUGGUUCACCCCUGAGGGCUUCCUGUCUCUCUUCUCUCUGGUGGGGACCAACGGACAGGGCAUAGGCACCAGCUCCUUGAGUCGAUGGGUUCAUGCAUGUGAUGCAUUGGAGCUGCCUGGCCAGCAGAGGGAGCAAUUGGAUGCCUUCAUUGACCAACUGUACAAGGACAUAGAGAAAGAGACUGGGGACUUUCUGAACUGUGAGGGCUCUGGACUCUUCCUACUUCAAAGCUCCUGUAACCAUAGCUGCAUACCCAACACAGAGGCAUCAUUUCCAGACAACAACUUCCUGCUUCAUCUCAGUGCCCUCAGUGACAUCAGCCCUGGAGAGGAGAUCUGUAUCAGUUACCUAGACUGCUGUCAGCGAGACCGGAGCCGGCAUAGCCGCCACAAAAUUCUGAGGGAGAACUACCUGUUUGUCUGCUCAUGUCCAAAGUGUGUCUCCCAGAUGGAUGAGCUGGAUGUGACAUCGGAUGAGGAGGAUGAGGGGGAGGGGGAGGGAGAUGAGAUGGAGGACGAGAUGACGGACGUCUGAUAAAAAAAAUCUGGCUUUGUGGAUUCAUGUUCCCUCCAUCUCAACUGUUACCACCACGCUGUACACCUGUAAGACACAGAGACAUCCGUCAUCAAAGAAUAACUUUCAUAUAUGACACCAAACGUGGACAUUAUAUAGUAUCAUGACAUUUUUCCUCAAGAACGUUUCAGUCAGUUCUUGCACAAAGGAUUUACCUCUAAAAGCUGUUGUGAUUAUGCCUGCCCCACCUCUUAAUUCACACGGAGGAGAUAUUGCUCACUUAUGCUUCUCGUUCAUCGGUUUAAUACCUCUUAGACUGUUAAAUAAGUGAGCAUACAAGCAAUGAGUCCCCCUGAGAAAUGUACAUGUUCUAAGAGUAGCUAAUCGUACAAGGAAUUAGUCAAAUCUGCAGGAUGUUGGUCAAUGAUGAGUGUUUACACAUGUAAACAGAACUAAGUAGCCAAAAUCCAAUAUGGUUCCUUUAUUUUCAUAUGAUAAUGGACUUUAUGUGCUAAGCUGAAGCCUUGGCAUCGCCCACAGUGGGAGAGAUUUUAUCUGUGGUGUUUGCCCUUUAUUGAGGAUAACUUUGUCACUGUUCCACAUGAGUGAAAUGGUGAACUCAGCCAGUACAAAUCAAUACAAUAGCGUUGUCUGUAAUUUCCAAGCCAGUGUUUUGUUAGUACACAAACAUGGCAGACCUCAAUUAUCUCAGUUGGUAGUCGGGGCACUGGUGCAUGAGAAUGUUGCCUUUGAAGUCACACAAAGACAAUCAGCAGUGUUAAAGCAACAGUUAAUACGAGGAUCCUAGUAAUUGUCAUUUUUGCUUCUCUGGAAUAAACCAUUCAAAUGUACAGUCCGUGUUAGCUCGAUUUAGUUUCUGGAUUAGACUAUUUAUUUUACUGUGUAAGCUUUCUCUGCUGGCAGUUUUCGUCCUAAUCUACCUUGAAACUUGUUUUCCUGCAAGUCUAAUUAUCUUUGGUGCUUCGUUGCUCGGACCUGAUUAAAAUUCCUAGGAUUAUUUUUGUAUUCUUAUUAUUUUGCCUGUUGGAGGCUAACAGCGCUGCCAUAAUGGGUUCUGGAGAUGCCAAACAAGGUGGCCAGGUGUAUGCAGACCAGCGUUACAUACUCACAGGAUAAGGCACUAAUUAGCCCCUAUGUGGCACUAUAAUAAGCAACAAACUGAAAGGGUUUUUUCCCUACUGACCUGCUUACCUGGAAGUUCUGAAUAUGCUACAAUGUUCUUUGCAUUACAAGGAACAAAUAUGCCAAAAAUGGUUCUCUGCAAAUUAACCAAGCGUUCUCAUGUACUGCUUACAAUAAGGUAAUAUUGGCAUAGCAUAUCCAGAUAUGUGAGGCUCAAUAGCCUCCAAAUUGCACACCAUGUAAACACAAGACUGUCUGGGGAUCACUUACUGUACAUACAGUAACUUGUUAGAGGUGCUAUAGCACACUUAGAUCUGUGGAUAUUUGUGUCAUGAAAGAUGCAAGGAACUGUGCGCACAGUUUGUUUAAUGAGCAUGCAACUGAGCAUUCAUGUGGACUAAAUGAAAAAUCUUCAAUUCUUUCAGGCUGCCCUUAGUAUUAUGUUCUUAGCCUGGAGUUAAGGUUAAAGUUGCCUGGUGUUGUGCACUUUCUGUGCUUCACAUAACUCUUGAGUCUCUCAUUUCUUAUUAAGAAUUGCACUUUCAGCCAACAGUGCAACUCAUACAUUUGACGAAAAGGACUAGAAAACCUAAAGUGUAUUUCAUUUUCAUCUUGUUGAUGUUCACCCCUAAUUAAAAUGAAAUGCCCACAUUAAAUUCAAACAAAACGCUAUAUGAAUGUAACUCCUAUUUUUAAGUAAUUAAUGUAAUCCAUUUUAUUUGACCUAAGGCUUUUUAUGUAGCCUUAAUGGGUGUGAUUAUUUGCACUGAUAUUUUGACCUGAAACCACCAACAUUGCUAGAUUGCAACAUUGGUAGAGCUUUUUAUAUUAAUGUUUAAUUUAUUUGACAGCUCACUCUUUGCAUGACCUUGAUUUUGAUGUAGGCUAUUUAUACAAAGUGUGUGGCUAAGAACAGCUAACAUCUUCAAACAUCUGUAGCCUAAAUCUUGUAUGUUGUGUGGACUGACCACUGCCCUAAGAAAUAAAUGACAUAUGUGUAUGUACAUU
Hypomesus transpacificus is the source of this 3379-nucleotide messenger RNA. It is a transcript of the gene smyd5, whose product is annotated as SMYD family member 5. The record is from RefSeq and is a predicted model, not a curated record. The coding region runs from base 14 to 1249 and encodes 411 amino acids. The transcript has 13 exons. Gene Ontology annotation, molecular function: histone H4K20 methyltransferase activity; protein binding. Lineage: Eukaryota; Metazoa; Chordata; Actinopteri; Osmeriformes; Osmeridae.